Punica granatum (pomegranate) is the source of this 1602-nucleotide messenger RNA. The record is from RefSeq and is a predicted model, not a curated record. NCBI's taxonomy places the organism in Eukaryota, Viridiplantae, Streptophyta, Magnoliopsida, Myrtales, Lythraceae.
AGGCAAUUUCGAAGAAGCCAUUUGAUUUCUGCUGCUUAGCUCCCAAUCUCAAUCAAUUAUCCUCAGAUCCCUCCGUUUCUGUCUGCGUUUGCUUCAACCUAAACCCUAGCAGGUUCAUCGGACGGGAAGGGAGUAGAUCGCAUUUCCUUCGUCCAUUGCAAUCAGGCGAUCGAUCUAUCUCUCAGUCAGUCAGUCGUUCUGUUGUUGAUUGUUCGCCGUUCGAUGCAAUGGUAGUCUGCAAAUGCCGCAAGGCUACAAAACUAUACUGUUUCGUGCACAAGGAUCCUGUCUGUGGAGGAUGCAUCUGCUUUCCAGAGCAUCAAAUAUGUGUGGUUCGGACCUACUCAGAGUGGGUUAUAGAUGGAGAAUAUGACUGGCCUCCAACAUGCUGCUUCUGUCAAGCUGUGCUUGAAGAGGGAACAAGUCCACAAACUACUCGUCUGGGUUGCUUGCAUGUUAUGCAUACGAAUUGCUUGGUUUCACACAUCAAAAGCUUCCCUCCGCAUACUGCUCCUGCUGGAUAUAUUUGUCCUGCAUGUUCCGUACCGAUAUGGCCUCCCAAGAGCAUCAAAGAUUCAGGCUCACGACUACAUCAGCUGCUGAAGGAGGCUAUUUUGCAGACUGGCAUGGAGAAGAACCUGUUUGGCAAUUAUCCAGUUGCAAAUCCAGAGGCUCGUGGUCCUCCAGCGCACACUGCUGCAUCUGAUGGACUCGGAGAAUCUAGUACAAUAUCACUGCCUUCAGGCACAGGUGGUGUGGGAUCAUCUAAAUUCUCAGAGUCAGAGAUAGUGGAGAUAGAUGCCCCUGGAUCUGCAGGAAAUUUCAAUAAAAGCCCAAGUCCUCCUGGUGCUACAACUCGGAAGGGGCCACUUCAGGUUGAUCGGCAGUACUCAGAUAUAUCCUAUUAUGCUGAUGAUGAAGAUGCAAACCGCAAAAAGUACAAUCGAAGGGGUCCAGUUCACCACAAGUUUCUAAGGGCAUUGCUCCCUUUCUGGUCAAGUGCAUUACCUACUCUGCCAGUGACUGCACCCCCACGAAAGGAUUUAUCACAUCUGAGUGAUGUUCCUGAAGGCCGUCCGCGGAAUCACCGAUCGUCGAGGAUGGAUCCGCGAAAAAUAUUACUGCUUAUCGCAAUCAUGGCAUGCUUGGCAACGAUGGCCAUAUUGUAUUACAGAAUCGCGCAGCGGGGAUUUGGGGACGACCUGCCUGAUGAAGAGCAGCAGUCACUUCAAAAGUUAUAGAGGAAGGAAUUCAAAGAAGGUUCUUUCGUUUUUUUUUGGAAAAGCAGAACUUAAAGAAGGUUAGGCAUUUCAUUUUGUGCCCACAUACUGGUUUAUUUCUUUCUUCCUUUAUUGUUUGUUGGCUAAGCACCCAUAUGACAUGCUGAUGCUGUUACAAUCUGAUGAAGAUGUUCAAUCGGGAAGGCACCUUGCGGCAUAUGUCAUCGUUUAUUUCUUUCGUCUCUGACUGGUGAGGAGGUGGAAAGUCGAGGAGGUUGGACUUUGUAUUUGUAUAAUGUAAUGGAAUCCCGAAUCCGUUCGCAUUAUCGACCAUUUUUAAUUGUUGAUCUGAGUAAAGUUAAUGAGUUCAGUGGUGGCAUCC